AUCUAUGGGAGAAGUUUCUGUGUGAACUUGGGUGCGGGGGACGAAAGUACUAGCUGCUUUACAAUAUUACCCAAUACAUCAUAAAAGAGAGAGAGGAAGACCCACGUCAGCAGGGGGUGGAGAGAGAAAUUUCCUUGAAUGGGUUUACUUUUAGAAUGUGCAAGGGGCUAAAGGACUAGCUAGCUAAGCCUGGCUGUGAGAACGGAUAGACCUGUGUGCCUGCUUGCACGUGAGAGGGGUCAGUGGGGGAGAGACACGCGGUGUGUGUGAGGGAAGCAGCCCUGUGUGUGCUGUGCCUGUGAAAAGAAAUAGCCCGCGGGGAGGGGAUAGAGCUGUGUGGGGAGGAAGGGAGAAAAGAUCUGUGCGUGGGAGAGAAGGGAAUAGCCCUACAGGCUGUGUGUGGGUGUGUAAGGGGACGGGGGAGGGGGCCAGCCCUGUGUGGGGAAGAAGAAGAGGAAUAGCCCAGUGUGUGUGUGGCAGGGACAGACCGCGCAGUUCUGGCGGGGCUGGGAGACCUUCUCUCGGGGUGUCUCUGGAGAGCGGGGAGCUGGCAGCCGGUCGUGGCUCCUCCGCUGAGCCUUGUCCCAUCCGCUUUGUGACUUCACUGGCUCCGUAACAGAGCCCGCUCCUCCUCCCCGCCCGCCCGCUCGCUCCUGCUGCCCAGCGCCUCCCGUGCCCGGCCGGGGUGGGCUGUGGCCGCGCAUCCCCCGGGGCAGGAUGCUGUGCUUCAUGCCGGGGGUGGCCUUCGUCCCCGCGCUGCUCGUCUGCUGGUCCUCGGCCGCCUUCAUCAUCUCCUAUGUGAUCGCCGUGCUAGGGGGGCACGUGGAGCCGCUCGUCCCCUACAUCAGUGACACAGGAACAAAACCUCCAGAAAGUGGCAUCUUUGGGUUUAUGAUUAAUAUUUCAGCAUUUUUAGGUGCAGCUACAAUGUACAUCAGAUAUUUAAUAAUAGAGAAGCAAAAUGAAUCAUCACAUUUUAUGAGUCCUUCAUGUAACUUAAUUGCAUUAUGUAUUGGAUUUCUGGGCUGUAUUGGAAUGGGCAUUGUUGCAAAUUUUCAGGAGUUAUCUGUUCCCAGCGUCCAUGAUGGAGGAGCUCUUGUGGCUUUUGGCUCUGGUGUUGUUUACAUUGCACUUCAGUCUGUCAUCUCUUUCAAGUCAUGUCCACAAUGGAACAGUCACUGUACAUGUUAUAUCAGGAUGGCCAUCUCUAUAGUGUCAUGCAUAGCUGUCAUUCCCAUGAUUGCAUGUGCAUCAUUAAUUUCCAUAACAAAAGUUGAAUGGAUUCCAGGUGAAAAGGAUUAUACUUAUCAUUUUGUGAGUGCAAUCUGCGAAUGGACAGUGGCCUUUGGUUUUAUCUUCUUCUUCUUAACCUUCAUUAGAGAUUUUCAGGGAGUUACCUUAAGGAUAUUAACAGAAAUGCAUGAAGACUUCUGAUAAUAGAGAAAUUAUAUUUUUAUCAAUGAACAUUGUAGGAUUUUUUUUAUUAAAGAAAAUGUUGCAGUGAAACGAGGGAUUUCAAUGCUGAUAUGACAUGAAGCCACUGCAUCAACUCUGCAAUCUGCAUGAUCCUAUCCAAGGACACCUUUUUAAUACUAACAUUUCUAAAUGCACUUUUCUCCUGAAUGGGCUCUCUUUAGUCUGCAUCCUUGCAAUAUUUUGUAAUUUUUAAUACUGUUUGAUCAUUU
Molecule: messenger RNA, 1685 nt
Organism: Chrysemys picta bellii (western painted turtle)
Lineage: Eukaryota; Metazoa; Chordata; Testudines; Emydidae
Gene: DRAM1
Product: DNA damage regulated autophagy modulator 1
Biological process (GO): regulation of autophagy
Cellular component (GO): lysosome
Source: RefSeq, a predicted model, not a curated record